Molecule: messenger RNA, 1455 nt
Organism: Filobasidium floriforme
Lineage: Eukaryota; Fungi; Basidiomycota; Tremellomycetes; Filobasidiales; Filobasidiaceae
Product: ribosomal RNA-processing protein 7-domain-containing protein
Exons: 2
Coding region: 55-1338 (427 amino acids)
Biological process (GO): rRNA processing; ribosomal small subunit assembly
Cellular component (GO): CURI complex; UTP-C complex
Molecular function (GO): RNA binding
Source: RefSeq, a predicted model, not a curated record
UGAUCCCUGACGUUCAGCAUCAGACUUGAACUACUCUGCUUACAUCGGUUUAGAAUGCCCAAAGUCAAAUCCAACGUCCAAGCCAAAGCCAGUGCCACCCAAGGGCCAGCAGGAGCUGUGUUAUCCACCCAAUACUCGGGGUUCCGCCCUGUCCCCGUUCAUAUCACCCUAUCUACCGAUCCCACUACAAAAGCCGCGAAGGGUAAAGCACCUGCUGCCCAUUACCUAUGGAUCCGAGAACAUAAGACUCGAGCCAGCCAGGUCUCUGCUGGACCUUCUACGGGCAAAGUUGACCCGGUCCUCGUCAAACCUACCUUGCAAACGAACGCUGCAGACCAAGGUCGUGGAGAACCAAGCUCUGCACCGGGGAGGACGCUGUUCGUAGCGAAUUUGGCUGUAGAUAUGGAUGCCGAGGAUAUCAGGUCCGUGUUCAAGGAGUACGGACCUGUGGAGAACAUCUCGAUCAAGGUCUCUAGGGUUGGGAAUGAGGGGGUGGAGGCUUGGAUGGAUAGCGACGAUGAAGACGAGGUUGAGGACGAAGACGACGAGGAAUUGGAGACUCAGGCUGAAGACGGACCUAUGCAUGCCGAAGGUGGAAUCGACGUCGAGACAUCAGCAAACACUUCUCGGCCCGCUCGACCUGCGACCACAGCCGGAACCGAGUCGAACAAGAAACGCCGACGUAAACACAAAUCCGGCCCCUCCGCUCCGUCCAUCAUUCCUCUCCCCUCCCUCUUCCCCCGUUCUCAACCUUUCCUGCCCUGCUCCUCUUCCGCUUAUGUCACCUACCUCUCCCCCCUCUCCCUCCAACGAGCAUUAGAGCACGCUCCUACCCGCCCAGCCAUUACGCUCGUACACUCCGCCAAGGAGACCGGGUUGGCGUACUACACUCAGUUGCACAAGGCUACCCGGCCAGACAUUUCGGCCGUGAAGAGUCAUGCGGAUUCGGCUUUGGCGUUGUAUGAUCACCACCUCGAAGUUCAACGCCGCAAGACGACCCAGGGUGCCAUCGUCGACGAGGACGGAUUCACCCUCGUCGUCCGUGGAGGCAAGUUCGGGAGGACCGCAGGAAAGGGAGCGAGCGGGGUCGGGGUGGCUUCGAGGAGGUUCGUCCUGGAUAGCAAAAAGGUACAAGCCGGUGGGGAGGCUACGGUGGAUGCAAGGGAAGGGUUACAGAGAGGCAAGAAGAGAAAGGGAGGGGUGGAGUUGGAUGGGUUCUACCGGUUUCAGAGGAAUGAGAAGAAGAGACAGGACCUGGCGGACCUCCGAAAGGCGUUCGCCGACGAUCAAGCCAAGGUGGCGGACCUCAAGGCGCAGAGACGGUUCAAGCCUUAUUAGAGCGGGACAAGGCCACGGCAGUCGAGGGGCGACGGGACUUGUUCGAUUCACUUAUUUGUAUGCUGUUCACUUAUAUCAUAUGUUCAUUUGUUCCAUUUCCGUAUGCAAAGCACUCAG